AUGGGCACAACUCCUAUUAUCAAAGCUGCUUCCAAAGCGCAUGUGUCCACGGUCUUGAUGCUCUUGGAAAGAGGUGCCGAUCCGUACUUGGAAAAUUGGUACGGCAAUGCUUUGCAUUUCGCGGCCGAAGCUGGGCAAUCACUAACGAUUGCAGAACUCGUGACUUACGGCAUGAGUCCAAAUGCUUGCGAGCGCUACUGCAGGAGGCCACUCAGCUGCACAAUUGACAACGACAGCGCCUCCGCAUUCGAGAUUCUCGUUGCCCUUGGAGCAGAUAUCGAAGCGAUCGAUGUGCACCGUGGGCUACCAAUAUUGCACAGUGUAGCGUUUGAAAAUUGUCUCAACAUCAUGGGUACUGUUUUGAAGCAUAAUUGGGGUGAUUUGCAACGCAAAUCGGAAAAAGGGCACACACCGCUGCACUUUGUGGCUAUAAUGGGCAAUCUUUUGAUGGUGCGAAAACUUGUAGAAGCUGGUGCGGAUGUAGAUGUAAAAGAUCGCUAGGGAAGAACACUACUGUAUCUUGCGCACACCGAUAUCGGUUAAGGUUUUUGAAUUGGGCUGAUUUGAUGGGCAAUGGAUGUUGAGCUGCGGACUGAGCUUUUCCAAGAUACGGGCACUACGAAGGCG
Messenger RNA from Hyaloscypha bicolor E, 627 nucleotides. RefSeq names its product ankyrin. Gene Ontology annotation, molecular function: protein binding. The transcript has a single exon. Lineage: Eukaryota; Fungi; Ascomycota; Leotiomycetes; Helotiales; Hyaloscyphaceae. The coding region runs from base 1 to 501 and encodes 166 amino acids. The record is from RefSeq and is a predicted model, not a curated record.